AUGGCCACAUGGGCACCUGAUGAAUGUGUGUAUUUGCAGACAUACAUUCAGGUUGCCCACCGCCACAUGGUGGGGACAAGUCCCAGACAAAUUCUCGUGCAAAGCGAAUGGUGCAGAAAGAACACAGACUAUGGCGGACAACUUGUUAUUUCAGGCGUUAAUGCAACUUUUCUGGAUGAAUUGCUUGAAAACGAGGGGGAAUCACGUCAACAUUUUCAAAGAUUUAUGCAACUAUUUGCCGCUACUUUGUUGUCAACGGCAAGGAAUAAUAAGACAAGAAUAGAAUUGUAUGUGGAGGAAACGGUACCCUUCUACAACUUAGAUGACUUCCGACGUUUCUUUCGGGUUUCCAGAGCAACAAUUGAAUGUUUAUGUAGAAAUAUUGCCCACUUUCAACAGUUACAACCUGGGUGGACGGGUGGAAGAGAAUUUAUUUCAACAGAUAAACACUUGUUAAUUAGCCUUUGGUAUUUGGCAACCCAAGAUAGCAUUCACAGCAUAUCAGACAGAUUUAAUGUUACAGAGUCCUCUGUUAUUAGAUGUCGAACAAGGAUCACUGACAUUUCUGUUAAUCAUCUAAAACAAGUUUUUAUUUUACUACCUUCUGCUAAUGAACGCCAGGAAAUAAUGGACAAAUUUGAACAAAAACAAAAUUUUCCUGGUGUAUUGUGUGCUUUAGAUGGAACUCAUAUUGCAAUAAAAGCACCUAAAAACCAUCCAGAAACUUAUGUCAACAGAAAGGGGUUUUACUCAAUUAUCUUGCAAGGAAUUUGCAGAGAGGACCUUAGAUUCAUUCACUGCAUAGCAGGUUGGCCUGGAAGCUGCCAUGAUGCCAAGGUUUUUAAGAAUACAGAUAUAUGGGAAAAUGGUUUGGCAGUUUGUGGCAAUGGACAUUUUCUUGGAGAUGGAGCCUAUCCUUUGAGAAGCUGGUUGCUUACUCCUUAUCGUGACACAGGCCAUUUGACACCCCAACAGAGAAAUUACAACUAUCGUCAUUCCGGCACAAGAGUGACAAUUGAGCGGGCGUUAGAA
Molecule: messenger RNA, 1032 nt
Organism: Saccostrea cuccullata (small rock oyster)
Lineage: Eukaryota; Metazoa; Mollusca; Bivalvia; Ostreida; Ostreidae
Product: putative nuclease HARBI1
Exons: 3
Source: RefSeq, a predicted model, not a curated record